Molecule: messenger RNA, 8450 nt
Organism: Pseudopipra pipra
Lineage: Eukaryota; Metazoa; Chordata; Aves; Passeriformes; Pipridae
Gene: AR
Product: androgen receptor
Exons: 8
Coding region: 190-2220 (676 amino acids)
Biological process (GO): positive regulation of transcription by RNA polymerase II; male gonad development; androgen receptor signaling pathway
Cellular component (GO): chromatin; nucleus
Molecular function (GO): steroid binding; zinc ion binding; estrogen response element binding
Source: RefSeq, a predicted model, not a curated record
UGCCCGCGCCCCCGCAGCCAACUUUCCCUGCCUGUUGCGCGCACCGAGCAUCGCGCCCCGCGGCCGCGGCGAUGGGCGUCGCGGGGCAGCGCCGAGGGUAGGCGGCCCGCGGGGUCGGGCCGGGACCGCCGCCGCAGCUCUGCGCGCCCGCCGCGCCUUCCUCCGCCGCCGCUGCUGCGCUCGCUGGCCAUGGAGGUGCAGCUGGGGGUCGGCCGCGUCUACCCGCGGCCGGGUGGCAGGACCUUCCGCGGGGCUUUUCAGAGCUUCUUUCAGAGCGUCUGCGAGGCUUUCCAGCCGCCGCGGGAGGAACCGGGCGCGGGGCAGCUGCCGUCGAGCGCGCCCUGCCCGCCGAGCCCCCGGCCGCCGCCGGGCUCCCCCGCCUGCCUGCCGCCCCCCGAGCCCCGCGCCGCCGGGAAGGCGCUGCCGGCCGCCGGCCCCGCCAUCGGCUCGUCCUUCCCCUGCGCCGGCGAACUGAGGGAGCUGCUGGGCGAAGCGGGAUCGAUGCCGCUGUUGCCGCCGCCCGAGGCCGAGCCGGCGGACAAGGACGACCCGCUAGGCGACAGCGCCCGGCAGCUGUGCCGCGCCGUGUCCGCCUCCAUGGGGCUGGCGCUGGAGGCGCUGGAGGCUCCGGCCGAGCCGCUGCCCCGCGAGGACUGCAUGUUCGCCGUGCCCGCCGGGCCGCCCCGCGCCCCGCACCCGCCCGCCCGCGACCCCCCGCCCGCCUUCCCGGCCGCCCUGGCCGCCGAGCCGCCCGCCGGGCCGGGGCUGCCCCGCGGCUUCGGCCGCGUCAAGCUGGAGAGCGCGGCGGGGCCGGGGCCCGCGGCGGGCGGCGGCUGGGGCGGUCCGUGCCGCUUCGGGACCGAGCUGGUCCCGCCGGGCCCCGCGCCCCCCUGGCCCACCUUCUUCGCCGAGGAGGGGCAGCUGUACGGGCCGUGCCCCGAGCCGCCCGCCGACUGCCCCGCCGACGCCUGGUACCCGCCAGGCCGGGCGCCCUUCGCCGCCCCCGCCGCCGGCAUCAAGAGCGAGCUGGAGCCCUGGGUCGAGGGCUACGCCGGCGCCUACGGCGACCUCCGGUUGGAGACUGGCCGUGACCAUGUCCUGCCCAUUGACUAUUACUUCCCACCUCAGAAGACCUGCCUGAUCUGUGGAGAUGAAGCGUCCGGGUGCCAUUACGGAGCCCUCACGUGUGGGAGCUGCAAAGUCUUCUUCAAACGGGCGGCUGAAGGCAAACAGAAGUACCUGUGUGCCAGCCGGAACGACUGCACCAUCGACAAGUUCCGACGGAAAAACUGCCCCUCCUGCCGCCUGCGGAAGUGCUACGAGGCCGGGAUGACGCUCGGAGCCCGCAAGCUGAAGAAACUGGGUAACCUGAAGACACAGGAUGAGGUGGAGGCAGGCAGCUCAUCCAGCCCCACGGAGGAGCAAGCUCCCAAGCUGGUGAUGACACGCAUCGAUGGCUACGAGUGCCAGCCCAUCUUCCUCAACGUCCUGGAGGCCAUCGAGCCCGGCGUGGUGUGUGCUGGCCACGACAACAGCCAGCCAGACUCCUUCUCCAACCUGCUGACCAGCCUGAAUGAGCUUGGGGAGCGGCAGCUGGUCUACGUGGUCAAAUGGGCGAAGGCCCUGCCAGGAUUUCGCAACCUGCAUGUGGACGACCAGAUGUCAAUAAUCCAGUACUCUUGGAUGGGCCUCAUGGUGUUUGCUAUGGGGUGGAGAUCCUUCACCAACGUCAAUUCCAGAAUGCUUUACUUUGCUCCAGACCUGGUCUUCAAUGAGUACCGCAUGCACAAAUCCAGGAUGUACAGCCAGUGUGUCAGGAUGAGGCACCUCUCCCAGGAGUUCGGGUGGCUUCAGAUCACGCCCCAGGAGUUCCUCUGUAUGAAGGCUCUCCUUUUCUUCAGUGUUAUUCCAGUGGAUGGCCUGAAGAACCAGAAGCUCUUCGAUGAGCUCCGCAUGAAUUACAUUAAGGAGCUUGACCGUAUCAUCGCCUGCAAGAGGAAGAACCCCACCUCCUGCUCCCGGCGGUUUUACCAGCUCACCAAGGUCCUGGACUCCGUGCACCCGAUUGCCAAGGACCUGCACCAGUUUACAUUUGACCUGUUAAUCAAGGCACACAUGGUGAGCGUGGACUACCCGGAAAUGAUGGCUGAGAUCAUCUCUGUGCAGGUUCCCAAGAUCCUGUCUGGAAAAGUCAAGCCUAUCUACUUCCAUGCACAGUGAUCUUCCAUAGGGACCCCCGAGCUGCCUCCCCCAUUCCAGCCAUCUCCUGCCUGUUAUUUCUGCACUACUGUCCUGCAGUGCCUUGGGGAAUCCCUCCGCAGUGGUGGCUGAGGGGACAGGCAGUGACAGACCUGCUGGGAUUCCUGAGAUUUCUGUUUUCCUGAGGUACCUCUGAACUGAACCCCCGGCCUCUGCCCAGCUCUGGCUGCUUGUGGUGAUGGACAGGGACUGGCAUGGAGCAGCAGGACCCCGCCUGCUCUCGUCUCUGUGUUUGUCACCAUGACUCCAGUGGCCCAGGGCCACAGAAGAGUGGGAGAAGUGCCGGUAGUUGGUGGGUUUGGGGUGUUUUCUAUACGCAGAACAUGACAUGAAGCAGGUUGCAGCUCCGCGUUUGGCUGUGGGUGAUGUUACCGGCCUCCUUUGGGAUGUUUUGUUUGCAUUACGGUGCUGGGAAGCAGAUGAGUUCAAACAUUGCAGCAGAGAAACAGAGCAGAGCUGGAGGAUGAGGUGAAUUUGCGGCCGAGGAGUUCCCAGGCCCUGGGGCUGCCGUGGGAUGUGUCUGGCCAGCCCAGCCCCGGGACCUGCCUGCGCCGCCGGGACACAGGCGAUGGAGCGGAUGGGCUGCAGCCAAAGGCUGCCGAGGAAGAUGACCUUGGAAACCCCCCAAUGGCAGCUGGCUCCUGUUUUCCACCUAGGAUGUUUGUGCUACAGCCUGUCUGGGUCUCAGUCUGCCCCGCAGGCCCCCCGGUGCUCGGCAGUCAACAUUCCCAUCCUUGCCAGCUGCUGCUCCCUGACAAAGCCGAACCCACCUCCAGAAGUGCCUGAUGCCCUUGGAGCUCCCACCUGCCUGGCCACCCUGGGCCCCUGCAGCCCCUGCCCAGCCCCAUGCCUGCUCUGCGGCUGCCGCUCUCCACAGACCCUGGAUUCCUGCUGCGCUCCUUCCCUUCGUUUGUCCCAGCUCUUGUUUGCAAUGCUGUGGAGCCAAGAGGGGGCCAGGAUCUGCAGGGCCUGUGGAGCCACGGGACUCCUCCAUGAAUCCCAUCUGUGGAGAAGCGGCUGUGGGAACCGGCCGGUGCCACCACGGUGCUUUGGGGGACUGGAAAGGAAGAACCAACCCUCAUGUACUCACUGUCCCACGUACAUGGUGCCACACACACCAUCACACACACACUGUCACACCCUGUCACACACCGUCACACACACACUGUCACACACUGUCACACACUGUCACACACACUGUCACACACACACCAUCACACACACACCAUCACACACACACUGUCACACCCUGUCACACACACUGUCACACACUGUCACACACUGUCACACACACUGUCACACACACACCAUCACACACACACCGUCACACACACACUGUCACACACUGUCACACACUGUCACACACUGUCACACACACUGUCACACACACACCAUCACACACACACCAUCACACACUGUCACACACUGUCACACACCGUCACACACACACUGUCACACACUGUCACACACUGUCACACACACUGUCACACACACACUGUCACACACACACUGUCACACACACACUGUCACACACACACUGUCGCACACUGUCACACACACUGUCACACACUGUCACACACACACUGUCACACACACACUGUCACACACACACUGUCACACACACACUGUCGCACACUGUCACACACACUGUCACACACACUGUCACACACACAGUCACACACACUGUCACACACACAGUGUCACACACACAGUGUCACACACACACUGUCGCACACUGUCACACACACUGUCACACACUGUCACACACACUGUCACACACACACUGUCACACACACACUGUCACACACACACUGUCCCACAGUCACACACACUGUCCCACAUACACUGUCACACACAUUGUCCCACAUACACUGUCAGACAGACACACAUGCACACCCCCUACCCCCACCUCACAUGCACCCCUGUCCCCAGCACACACACAGUGGCCACACCAGCAUUCUCUGCAGUAUUCCAGCUCCCCCUUCCUGCACACCCCAAGCCCACCAAACCCCCUGCUCAGCCCUGGCCAGGGCUGUCACUGACCAAGGCACAUACAGGCUCGUGCCAGGGUCACACAUCCCACAUGACACAGUCUGGUGCUACCAACACAGACAUCUGCAAGGGCUCCUUGUGCCAGCACAGGCAAACAGCAAACCAUGAGCCCACCCAGGGCACUGAGCCCCCCAGAACCCUGUGCCCACGCAGAUCCCUGUGCUCACCAGGAGCCCUGAGCCCACUCAUAGCCCUGAUCCCCCUGUGUCCCUGUGCCCACCCAGAGCCCUCUGCCCAGGUCUCCAGGCAAUGUCCUUGUGGUGCAGCUGCUCCUUUGCAAACUCACAGUAAAACAAACAAUUUUCCUGAUACUUUCCAACCUUUUGAUGGGAUUUUCAUUAAGGGAAGGAAUAGGGGAAAAAACCCUAUUGAAGGGAAGGAUUUUUCUUCAAGCGUUUGCAAUGGAUUUCCUUCCCCUGCUAGAUACAGCUCUGAUCCCACUUGUCCUGCUGAAAUCCCUCAUGUAGGUGGCAACAGAAUCCAUGGAUGAAUGUCCUGGCUGGCAGCCAGCAAGAUGCUGCUCUUGGAGGCUUCCCCAGGCCAGAGGGCUGCCAGCCCAGUGCUUGUGUGAGCUACAGAUACGUGCAAAUGAAACGGUAAAAAAAUCCUGCUCGUGCAUCCCUGUCUUCUGGAACAUUCCCAGGCCCUCAGUGAGCAGAUGGGUGGUGAUGCCCGAUCCCUGUCAUCAGCUCAGGAUGGCUCUGAGCAGUUGGAGCAGCUUCUUGGGAGAGCUUUGUGCUUAGCACAGGCUCAUGUCAGUGAAGGUUCUGUUGGUUAAUGAGUGUGGAGGUGUCCUUCUGCUGGGAGACCGGGAGGGACCUGACAGGGAUUUGCCCAUCCUGCUUGGCUGGUGGAAGCACCAUGCGAAUGAAAAGUGGUGGUGGGGAAUGGGAGGAUGAUACUGCCCCUGUGUCACCUGCCCCCGGUGUGUCACCUUCCCUCGUGUCACCUGCCCCACAUGUGUCACCUGCCCUCAUGUGUCACCUGCCCCAUGUGUGUCACAUGCCCCACAUGUGUCACCUGCCCCGGGUGUGUCACCUGCCCCAGGUGUGUCACCAUGUGUGUGCAGCUGCUCUGGCCGGCGGGUGCUGAGCAGGGCAGCAGGUCAUGGGCAGCACCCCCAGCCCAGGGCAGGGGGGCAGGUGGGGGCACUGGAGUCAUGUUCUUUCUCUCUUCAGCACCACAAUUUCAACUUUUUCAUUCAGAAAUUGGGUUCUUGUAGUUACCAGGAGAUGUGGGAGCCAGGACCUGCAGCACCUGUGUGUGUAUUUGCUGGGGGAAUGAACACUGUUUCCACCUGGAUUUUCUUGGGCUGCUGCAGGAACUGGAGAAGAAAAGACCUAAGAAAUACCAAAGUGCAGCUCCUGCCAUGAAUCUUUGUGCUUUGUGUUUUCUUCUGCAUUUUCUUGUCCACUUUUGCUUUAAUAAAGCAAAGAGAAUUUCACUGUGUUCACAGUCCCACAGAAGCUAUCCCUGAGGCUCCUCUCAGGGUGGCCAAGCCCUGGAGCAGGGACCCCCUUGGUGUUGCAGCAGGGAGCCAACCACAUCCACGUUCCCCUGCAGACUCUCUGGCUCUGCUCUGGCUCAUCUCAGAGGUGUGGGGGCUUUUGGGCCGGCUCAGUCUGAGUCAGAGCUCAGACCAUCAGCUCCUGCCCAAGGCAGCAGAUGGAGGACAAGGGACACACACUUGGCAUCUCCCUGAGAGCAGUGUUGUACAUGGCUGGGCCCAAUUCCAUGACAGAGGGUGCAGAAUAAGGGAUGCUGCCUUUAGUGAAGGCAGGAGAGACUCUUCCUCAGUCCUGUGUCAUGCCAGAAGGUGGGAUCAGGCAGUGCAAUGGCAUGUGGCAUUCCCAAGGCAAACCUGUGCCCUCCUGAGCCUGUCAGGUUCCUGCCAGCACCCCCUGCCUCAGCAGGGAGCUCGCCUCAGCAGGAGCGAGAGCUGAGGCAGUGACUCUCCACUCAGAGAGGCCAUGGAUGAGUGGAGAACUGGCAGCAUCCAUGUGCUGUUGCCAUAAUGUUCAAGAGGCUCUUUGUGCUCAGCUCAGGGAACAGGGCCCUCAGUCACGGCCAUCAGGCUCAGCCAGGGAGGCAAAUCCCGCAGGACCACUCACUGCUCUGAGCCCUGCGGGGCCGGGGGGCCGUCACUGUGCUCUGUAGGGAUGCUGAGGGGUACCCCAGGGGUCACCAGCCCCCUGGGCAGUCCGAGAGCUGCUGCCCUCACAGUCCUCAUGGGGUCCCUCCCCUUGCUGAGCUCUCACCUUGGAUGUUUCAAUAAUAUAUGCUAAAGAUAUCUGUAUCUAUGUAAAAUAAAGGUGUGGCCCAUUUUCUGUCACUAAAGAUAUUUAUUUAGUGUGAUGCUCUGAGAGAGCACAUUGACGCACUGAAUGCUCUUCAAGAAAUGAGUCAGAAUGUACCAAUUUAGUAGAAACUUCUAAUUUAAUUAUUUUUCUGGCGGAGUGCUGCCCAGUUUGCAAAGGUCCUCCCUUUCAUGGCAUGCACAGAGCACAUACUGGAGUAGGCUGCUGUCGGUAUUGGCUCCUCCAGGUUUCCUGUGGCUGCUUGUGGUUAGGCAGGGACGGUGUUUGCUCUUGGGGAACGAUGGAAUGUCCUUUGUUUUUGUCCUCUUUGACUGCACAAAGUGUCCUCGCAUGUUCAGGCAGAAUCCUGGGAUUACAGAGAGGUGUUUGUGCUCUACCUGUCUCCAGACCUGGGGCAGGCAAGGUGCUCCAGCCCCUCCGGGUGGGUUGCAGCCUCCCCAUGCCCAGCGGUGCCUGCUCGCCCCCAGCUCAUUCCCUGGGGCAGCAGAGGGACCCUGUGCUUGUGACUCACAGAGAAAAUCUCUGCACCCACAUAAACCCUCAGCAAGUGGAUAAAAGCUGCUCUCUGUGCUGGAUGUUUGGUGUUCUGUGGCAAUUUUAUGCUGUUUCUCUUUGUUAACAUGUCUGUAAUAAUAAGAGUUCUCAAUUUGAUUUAUUUCAUUUUCUUUGUAUUAAGCCAAAAAGCUCCUUGCUGGUGCCUUUUUGCCUGGGGGCCCCUCCCAACCCGCAACUGUGUUCCUGGGAGGAACAAAGGGCAGUGUCUCCAACUGUUCCUUCCACCAGAGCUGAGGGAAAGUGGGAAGCCAAUGCCUCAGAAUUGGCAGAAUGAAAAGAACCAGAGGCCUUGGAAUGGCAGAGACUUUGGGGUACGUUGCCGGUUCUUUCCCGGGGCGUGGCUCCAAGAUGAGGGCUGAGCACGACACUGGGACACCUUGGCCCUGUCUCAGUGGGACUGGGGCUCUCGAGGCCCCGUGAUGUGGGCACAGCACACGCAGCCUGGGCCGGCCCCACUUGGAAUCACAGGGGCCAGAUUAUUGCACCUGAGGGCAAAUCCUCUAGAAAAGGACGAAAGGAUGUUCUUAGAUUGCUGCUACAGCUCUUUGAUUUUUUAAUUGGAACGGAAUGCAUUGGAUAAGGAAAAUAGACCCUACAGUGUUCUGGUGCCACGAGGGCCAGAGCACAGUGACAGACGCUGCCGGGGCCGGCGGGAUGCAGUGCAGGAUGCCCAGGGGACAACUGAGUCUCAAGUCCCUAUACAGGACUGAAGGUCAUUUACUUGUGUAACCAAAGAGAGGAGCCUGUCUGGCACUCAGGUAAAGACAAACCAAUGACACCGGGCUUGGGGUAAAUGAAAAUUCUCCUUUUUGGCUCUGUCAGCCAUGCCUGGGUCUCAUGCGAGCCCUCGGCUCUGCCACAGGGCGGCCCCUCACGCUUGGUGUUCAGCUCUUUUUGUAAUCUGAAAAUUUGCUGUUGUUCUGAGUCCAAUAAAUGCAGAAUCUGGUUUGCUGGAGCUCUGCCCUCUGCCUGCCUUUGGCUUUUGUGUUGUUUUUGUGCGUGAAAUCGCUGUGGGUGUGACAGCUGUCAGCGAGUGAAGGCGCCGGGAAUCAGUGGGUCAUUUGUCAGUGGAUAAGGCUGUACAUUGGGUCGUUGUAGGCUUUUUUCACAGUCAGAUUUCGCUAUUAAUCACAUGUCUGAACUGGUAAUUCAGUUACAGAAUUGACUAAUCCUUUCAUAUAUUCCUCUUUGGGUCUUUUAAAUUGAAUUUCAUUUGAUUAAUGUACUUCUCAAAACAAGAAGCUAAUAAAGGCCAGUGUCCUCCUC